Pseudo-nitzschia multistriata is the source of this 4439-nucleotide messenger RNA. The record is from the annotation of a GenBank genome assembly. NCBI's taxonomy places the organism in Eukaryota, Bacillariophyta, Bacillariophyceae, Bacillariales, Bacillariaceae.
CUUAUCAAGCAUCGAGAAAACAUUUGUGCUGUCCAUAGACCACAAACUCUAUAUUUAGCAUACAAGCCUUCCUUGAACAGCCAUGACAAGGGGAGGAGAUUCCCAUCCCAAUCUGAGGCAGCGCAAGCACUCGGAUCCUUCUCCUCGUAAAAAUGGAGAGACGGGACUGGAGGGGGACGAGAUGAAACCACUGCUGACCAAACCGAAGGAAAAGUCAUCAGUCGACACCUCUAAGACAGACGGAUAUGUGUUGAUGCCUCUUCGGGAACGCUCCAUCCUUGCUAGGUUGGAUGUCGGGCCCUUUCUUUUGUGCUAUGGGUUCUUGGUUUCGCUGGACUUGACGCGGGAGCAGCACGAGGACGAAACGAGCAACGAGACGAGUGCAUUUUCUCUCGUUGCGUUUCCUCUGGUCUUGUUUGUGCAUCUGGGACUGUUCUUGGUCCAGCAGUGGAGUGUUUCUUGGCGAGCAACAGUUGGAUACCAGAGAGUAGACACCAGGCAGACGAGGGCUCCGUCGACACCGUCAAAUACUUUAUUGGGGUGGACGCAUUGUCUAGUAACAGCUCCCCAUGUCGACCAGCACCAGUCGUCUCACGAUGCGGGAAUCGUGCCGGUGGUGCAUCGGAUACGGAGAACUAGUGGCAGCGAUAAAGAUAAUGAGGUUCUCGCGGUUGUCAACUUUCAAGAUAUAGUAUUUCGAUGCAAUAUAGUCGACGACACCGACGCAGACACUUCACUUUGGUCGAACGACGACACUAKCGACUCGGUAACCACGAGAACAACCGCUGAUGGAUUGUUUCACCGGCUAAAAUACCCAAUCAACCUCCCUCUGUCCUUUUACGAUAAGUGGCGGGGUCACAAAACAAUGGAACUUGUGCGAAAGGCACAGCAAACAUACGGCACCAAUACCACCCCCAUCGACCUUCCUCCGUUCAUAGAUUUGCUCCAGGAACAAGUUGUGGCACCAUUUUUUCUCUUUCAGAUUCUGUGUGUGUUGUUGUGGAGUUUGGAUGAGUACUGGUACUAUGCUAUGUUCACGUUCUUCGCUCUGUUGAUGUUCGAGUCGACCGUGGCGUACAAUCGGCUCAAGUCACUGGAGCGACUUCGAUCGUACACGGUUCAUUCCCACCGGCAGAUUUGGGUACAUCGACCAACGUAUCCACCCCUAGGGAAAACCGGCUGGGUUCAAAUUUCGGUUUCGGAAAUCGUCCCAGGAGAUAUUGUGAGUUGCAAGCAAAGCACUCUGAGAUCGUCUCCGAACCGCAGCGGUAGCGCUCUUGCUCAGAAACAACAUCAAUUGAAUCAACUUCCAGCGGAUAUUUUGCUUCUUAACGGUGACGCUGUUGUAGAUGAAUCCCAAAUCACGGGGGAAUCCGUUCCACAACUCAAGGUUGCCCUCGAAAACAGCGGUGGUGGCACCGUCAAGACGAGUGCCACCGACGAAACACUCGACCUGCAAGAACACAAGCAGUUUAUUCUCUUUGGUGGAACAACAUUGUUGGUUAGUCACUCUGGAGCAUCUCCGCAUUCUACGAUAUCUGAACCUCCCGAUCACGGAGCUAUCGGGAUGGUGCUGCGAACGGGCUUUGAAACCGCCCAAGGAAGCCUUCUGAGAACAAUGGCCCAUACACAGAAGUCCGUCGAUGGAAUUCAUACUCGUGAUACCUACGCCUUUAUCCUGACGCUCUUGUGCAUGGCUGUGGCUAGUGCGUAUAUGGUGUGGGAAGAAGGAUCAAACGACCCGACCAGAAACAAGGUUAGUGCUUUGUUUCCUACCAUGAAUUCGAAUUUUGUACAACAAAAGAGCUGACGGCCAUUUUCCAUGUUCAUUUUUGCUUCUCUUUUCGACACCAACUGGCUGCUAGUUUCGACUUUUGCUUCAUGUCGUGAUCAUAAUAACAAGCGUUGUCCCCCCCGAACUACCUAUGGAAUUGAGUUUGGCCGUAACGAAUAGUGUAGCAGAYUUGAUACGGCGACGAAUUUUCUGUACCGAGAACUUCCGAAUUCCUUUGGCUGGACAAGUCAACAUGUGCUGUUUUGAUAAAACGGGAACUCUGACAUCCGAUGAGAUGCAACUGACAGGUCUGAGAUUGAUAACCGAAAGCGGUGGGGAAAGGUCAAGAGGGGGCGAUUCCGAAGGUUUAUUUACAGAUGUUCUAGAACCGAAUGCAACGCUUCAGUGGUCAGCCCUGCGAAUUAUGACGGCGUGCCAUUCUUUGGCCCCCAACGCGGGUUAUCGGAGUCACAGCUCCGAGGACGAUCGAAUGAACUCUUUGAUUGGCGAUCCUUUGGAAAAGGCCAUCUUGGAAAACACGGGAUACAAAAUGAUACAGAGCAAUGUUUUGAAGAAAAGCGAUACAACUCCUGAAGACAGGCCUGAUGCCAUUCUCAUUCUGCAGAGAUUUGGUUUCAGUUCGAAAUUGAAAAGAAUGUCCGUAUUGGCUCGGGAGUCGUCUAGCGAUGAUACCUGGGUGUUGACGAAGGGUGCACCCGAGACCGUGAAAACGUUUCUGCGGCCUGAUUCCAUACCAGAGAAUUACGACGAUAUUUCUAUGCAUCACAUGGGCAUGGGGCAACGAGUGCUAGCAAUGGCAUACAAAAAGUUAACAGGAGAGGAAGCAAAGCAACCAAUCAAAGAGAUCAGUCGUGAGACUGUGGAAUCUGAUUUGGUUUUUGCUGGAUUUUUGCUCAUGCACUGCCCGAUCAAACCAGAUUCUAGUUCAAUUAUUUCCGAGUUGUGGAACAGUGGAAAUGAAGUUGUUAUGAUUACAGGAGACGCGAUUCUGACCGCAGCAGAAGUUGCACGACAGGUCGGUAUAAUCCGAAAGAAGAGCAAAACACAUCCGCCGACAUUGCAAUUGAAAUACAUACCGGAUGAUAAGACCACAGCGACGAAAACUAGCUUUCGUCAUGAAUUCCACUUUGUGCCACUAUCGACAAAAGCUCAUGUGAGCAGCAACGAAAAUCUAACUUUAUCAACCACUAAUGUGACUCACCUGAAGAAGAUGGUAGCAGCAAAUGAACUCGCAUUAUGCAUUUCUGGUGAUGCGCUUCAAAAACUUGUACUGAAAAUCGUCCAGUAUAGUUAUGCCAAUCAUGAAGGAAAUGGACGUGUCACAGAUGAGAAGCAACUCUUGUUACAUCCCGCUACACAAGAUGUUCUUAAAGAUAUUGUUCCAAUGUGUAAUGUUUUUGCAAGAUGCAAUCCUCGCCAGAAGGAAGCUAUCGUUGCUGCAUUCAAUCUCGGAGGUUUCACCACAUUGAUGUGCGGUGACGGCACGAAUGAUGUCGGUGCUCUUCGUAGAGCACAUGUUGGUAUCUCUAUUAUCAGUGCACCGGGAAUUGAGGCAAAGCAACGUUCUGCUACGAAGGCCAUAUCUCAGAUGAAGGCCGAUCAUGAGAAGGAGCGAAAGAAGAAGAGGGCGAAGAAGGGAUCUCGGGCUCGAAAUGUCUCCUCUUUAGAACAGUCACUCAGAGAGUUGCAGGAGGCACAACAUGAGUUGGAUCAGAUAGAGCUUGGGGAUGCCUCCAUUGCCUCCCCUUUCACGUCCAGGAUGGUUAGUAUUAAGUGCUGCAAGGUUGUCUUGCAACAGGGAAGAUGCACGCUGGUGACAAUGCUCCAAAUCUACAAAAUUCUUGGAGUGAACUGUCUGGUGAAUGCAAUGGUUUUAUCAAAGCUUUUUCUGCAUGGAGUAAAGCAGGGCGAUCGCCAGCUAACGAUUCUCGGACUCUUUGUUGCAGGGCUUUUCUUUUUUGUCACAAGGGGAAAACCUUUGCCCAAGCUGUCAGAGAGGCAUCCCCCAGAUUCUGUACUAAGCACAGAAGCGUUGGUGUCUAUCGCUUCACAGUUUGCUAUUCAUUACACAGCCAUGAUCAUUGCAACUGAAGUUGCUCUCUCCUUCGUCGACCCGUUCGAUCCUAGUWUGAUACCUGACGGCCCAUUCAAUCCGAAUACUUUGAACACCUGUACCUUUCUGAUUAGUGUGCUGGCAACUAUCAAUACAUUUGCAGUCAACUACAGAGGGGAGCCUUUCGUUGAGCCAUUACGCGACAACAAAAUGCUUUGGAGAAGUUUACAAGUGUGCUAUACAAUCCUAGCCGUAUGCGCACUCGAAAUUUUUCCUCCACUGAACGAUCUUAUGCAGCUUGCUGAAUUCCCUGAUACGGUAAAUCCUGAAUCGUUGGAGUGGAUGAAGGAAAAUUCCUUUUCUGAUCAAUCCACUGUUCCUCUAGUGCCAAUUCAUACCCAAUUGGUUCAAUCUAUUGGUUUCAAGACUUUCAUGAUAGGCUUAAUGGCAUGCGAUACUUUUUUGGUAUUCGCUUCCGAGAAAAUUAUUUUGAAAGCUUUCGAAAGAUGACGCAUUUUCCUAUGAGGGUCGGAACGAAAUUGACAGAAGAAAGAUUCCUUAGUUUUUAGGUAAUGAAUCCGUCUAUCAUUG